AUGCAUGCAGACAUUGAAUACCCUGCCCAGUUCUGGUCCCCACACCUCCAGCAGGACAUAGAGGAGCUAGAGAAGGUCGAGAGAAAGGCAACACGAAUGAUCAGUGUUAUGGAGGGGCUUCCAUAUGCAGAGAGACUGAAGAGGCUAGGUCUGUUCAAGUUUAGAAAAGAGAUGCGUGAUGGGAGACAUGCUACCAGGGAGUCGGCCUUCGUCCACGCCAUCGCCUCUGCUGGCGUGGCCUUCGCCGUGACCCGGUCCUGUGCUGAGGGCUCAGCCACCAUCUGUGGCUGCGACACCCGCCACAAAGGGCCCCCCGGUGAAGGCUGGAAAUGGGGAGGUUGCAGCGAGGAUGUGGAGUUUGGAAGCAUGGUGUCUCGGGAGUUCGCGGACGCCCGGGAGAACAGGCCAGACGCUCGGUCAGCCAUGAACAGACACAACAACGAAGCUGGGAGAACUUCUAUUAUUGAACUCAUGCAUCUCAAGUGCAAAUGUCAUGGGCUGUCGGGCAGCUGUGAAGUGAAGACGUGCUGGUGGUCCCAACCAGACUUCAGGGUCAUCGGUGACUAUCUCAAGGACAAGUACGACAGCGCUUCCGAAAUGGUCGUGGAGAAGCACCGGGAAUCCCGUGGCUGGGUGGAGACGCUGAGGCCCAAAUACAACUUUUUCAAGGCCCCAACUGAGAAAGACCUGGUUUACUAUGAGAACUCACCGAACUUUUGCGAGCCGAACCCUGAGACCGGCUCCUUCGGGACCCGCGAUCGGAUCUGCAACGUCACCUCCCACGGGAUAGAUGGAUGCGACCUGUUGUGCUGCGGCCGCGGGCACAACACAAGGACUGAGAAAAGGAAAGAGAAGUGCCACUGUAUCUUCCACUGGUGUUGCUAUGUCCGUUGUCAGGAAUGCAUACGAGUCUAUGAUGUCCACACGUGCAAAUAAAGCAGGACGUCUCUCUGCAGGCUCCCCGUGGAGGAACAGACUAGAGCCUACAUCUUCCGAGGUUGCGUAUGUGAGAGAGCGCUACUUUUUUAUAUUAAAAGAAUAAAAAGGCUAAAACUGGUUGGAUA
Messenger RNA from Gavialis gangeticus (Gharial), 1064 nucleotides. Its product is annotated as protein Wnt-3a-like. Bases 1 to 936 code for a protein of 311 amino acids. The record is from RefSeq and is a predicted model, not a curated record. Lineage: Eukaryota; Metazoa; Chordata; Crocodylia; Gavialidae. The transcript is spliced from 3 exons. Gene Ontology annotation, biological process: cell fate commitment; multicellular organism development; canonical Wnt signaling pathway. Gene Ontology annotation, cellular component: extracellular region. Gene Ontology annotation, molecular function: frizzled binding; cytokine activity.